AUGUGCGCACAAUCUCACAAUCUAAUUUAUAGAUUUCGUCGAGCAUUUGCAGCUGCUACACUUGGAGAUGUUUUCAACAUCUGUUGUAUUUUUGUGAUUUUACCGCUAGAAUUAGCGACAGGAUUUAUUGAGGAAGUGAGCUGGCUUAUAGUCGAUCCUUUAAUUGCCGAACAAGGCAUUUCUUUCAAAACUCUUGAUCUUUUGACAGAUCCAGUAAACAAAAUGAUAUUAGAGGUAAGAAAAUAAUU
This is a messenger RNA of Strongylus vulgaris, 248 nucleotides long. Lineage: Eukaryota; Metazoa; Nematoda; Chromadorea; Rhabditida; Strongylidae. The record is from the annotation of a GenBank genome assembly.